AAGAAAAACAUCAUGACAAACAAUUCCAGCCUCAGAAGACCUCUCAUCUCUUCAUUCCCAAUACUUCUAGCCCCGAACAGAAGUGGUGGUUUAAAAAGGAAGUCAAAUAGCGACGGUUCGCUAAGCAAUAGUCGUACGUCGAAGCCAAAAAAUUAUAUUGCAAGUCCACUACCUGCGGUGGUCUUCGCGUCCUCGUUGAGUUGGUUCGCAGAUCUUCACUUUCGAGCUCCUGUGUUGCUGGGGAGGAACAAAACCCCUUGGUUUUGCAAUCAUCUUCUCGUAGUUUGCAGUUCAACCGCAGCGUGGCGCGCGUCAACCGCUGCUCUGCUUCCAGGUGUGCCGCUUCGGUGAGUAGCCGUCUCGUUGCCAUACUCCCGCGGUAGUCCUCGACCAAGAUGGGUAAAAAAGGGAAGAAGGACAAGAAGCCAAAGGCCCCCGGCCUCCCGCUGCAACCGGAAGAAUUGAACCUGGAUUUAACAUGGCAGAUCGAAACAUUAGAACGAGACUUGCUGGUGAAGCAGAGGAUAGAAGAGGUACAUAGUACAAGCAAGGCAGUUGUGAUUGAUAAACGUUGUAAAAAAAGGGCACGCACCAUAUGUGAUUGCGUGUCUCUCUGUUUAAACAUUUACUUGGUGAGUCAGUGGUUGACUGAGAGGCUUAUGCCGCGGGCGCAUCUACCGAAUUUGAAAUCUAAUUUAUGUUCUUCACAGAACCUCCGAGCAUCAACGAUGAAGAUGCGCGACAAGGUGGAGGAGAUGCAGGACGACUUGAAGCAGGAAAAGAAGAUCACAUACGCAGUCACGUCAGAUAUGGCACGAAGGUACAAGUCUCUCCAGGAAGACUUGAUUCACAAAAUCAACACGCUGGAGACAACACUAACAGAGCAGAAGGAGGAGCUGGGUACUGCGAUGAUUUUCUUUUUGAUUUUGAAUGUAUCACUUUCAACACAGCAAUCCCAAUCGCACUUACUGUAAGUUACAUUACAGUUUUUGAAGACUGAAAAGCGUAGUAAAUGCUCCGUGGUCAUCAAUUGACACUCUUGACUUCCAAAACAGAUAUGACGAAGCACGAGCUAUCAGAGCUAGUCGCGGACAAGGACGACAUUAUUGCGCACAAGGACCAGGUGAUAGCAGAACUGAAAAACCGAACGGAAAUUAUGUGUGCGGAGUUCCAUGAGAUGCUCGGGAGCACUCUGAAACUCAUGAAGGACCACAUGGCGGCGAAGCUGAUACAGGUAAGUACAACUACUUUUUGUGUUGUGAAACAAGGCAGCUUGUACGAGCUGCAUAGUGCAAAGUCGACAACUAUGCUAGAGCGUGUGGUCAGUCAAUCAUGUCAAAGUUUUGCCUUUGCGUAAAACGCGAACGCCAUUUUCACCAUCCAAAAAUUUUCGUUCGACAGGACCCCGAAAACGGUGACCGAAACGGCAAGAGCAACCAGGAAGCCUAUGCAGCCAAGUUGCAAGACCUCACCACAGUCGCGAGGUAGACGAAGAAGAGAGGCGCAUUCGUUUCAUGACAAAGAAAAAGACAUGUCUACCAAGUAGCUCCUGAUGAUUACAGCUUACCCUCACUCCCUGUUUUUCCGUUUCCCUCUGUACCGCUGCACAGCAAAAAUAGAACUUUUGCUUUCUCUCUGAAUCCUUCCUGAGGUGCUGUCCUCUCCUCGUACGCACAGACGCGCUAUGCUGCUGUUUGCCAACUACAUCGCACAGAAUUACCUCGAGGCCUUUCGCGGUGCAGCGCUAGUUGUGCCUUAUUGUAGUGCCGCUCCUAGUACCAAGUAUUCCUCGUUCGCUCGAGCUACCCACCAAGAGUGAAGCAGAACUGCACUCGGCUGACUAUGCAUGGUCCUCCUCGUCAUCUCAACUUUUGCGUUUCUGUUUUUCCCGAGCUGUGGAUUGCAGCACUUACAUACUGCGCAUUCUGUCUGGAAACUGGAGCCCUAGUCGCAUGAAUGAUCCAAGAUCGCUUUUUCUAGCGUAUGAUUGAGGAGCGGGAGCCACUGAUGAAAACUCCCGAGGACGGAAAAUAUGUAAGACUGCAUCUGUUGAAGCGAGGUCAGGAUCGUAUAUAGUGUUGCUGAUCCUCGUGCGACACCAAAGCCCAAAGAACGCGCUCUGCCGACUGCAAU
Amoebophrya sp. A120 is the source of this 2133-nucleotide messenger RNA. The record is from the annotation of a GenBank genome assembly. Lineage: Eukaryota; Dinophyceae; Syndiniales; Amoebophryaceae.